Molecule: messenger RNA, 219 nt
Organism: Didymosphaeria variabile
Lineage: Eukaryota; Fungi; Ascomycota; Dothideomycetes; Pleosporales; Didymosphaeriaceae
Gene: atg12
Product: Ubiquitin-like protein
Exons: 2
Coding region: 1-219 (72 amino acids)
Biological process (GO): C-terminal protein lipidation; nucleophagy; autophagosome assembly
Cellular component (GO): phagophore assembly site membrane; cytoplasm; Atg12-Atg5-Atg16 complex
Source: RefSeq, a predicted model, not a curated record
AUGGUCUUCAUGAUGACGGCGGCGAACCGCUUCGAAGUGGUUGUCAGGCAAAUCCGGAAUAAGCUCAAGCUGCAGCCGCAUGAGAGUGUGUUUUGCUAUAUUGGAAACGUCUUUUCGCCGGCGUUGGAUGAGAGCGUGGAGAAUCUUUGGAGGUGCUUUAAGCAGGGAACGAAGGAGGAACUGUACGUGGGGUAUGCGCUUAGCCCGGCAUUUGGAUGA